Lichtheimia ornata is the source of this 1818-nucleotide messenger RNA. RefSeq lists its product as uncharacterized. NCBI's taxonomy places the organism in Eukaryota, Fungi, Mucoromycota, Mucoromycetes, Mucorales, Lichtheimiaceae. The transcript is spliced from 4 exons. The record is from RefSeq and is a predicted model, not a curated record. The coding region runs from base 1 to 1818 and encodes 605 amino acids.
AUGACCACCAAAGAUCGUUUAGAAAAGGUCGAAUUGUUUGACCGUGACCCAUCCACUUCAUCUUAUGCCCGCAGCGACGUUAAAAACUCCAAAGCAAGCUCAGCGAGCCGUGCUAGUGUAUACAUCGUACCUGCAUUUAGCUUUGCAGUGAGCUGUGCCUUGAUUGGUAUUGCUAUCUACGUUUACGAAACGGCCAAUGGUCAAUCUUCGAAUUAUACCAUGGCCAAUAUGCGUGUGCCCACUGUCAUUUCUUUGUUGAUGACCAUUGCUAAUGUUUUCAUGAUGGGUGGUAUUACACGCGCUAUUUCCGAAUACAAAUGGGUGACAUUGCAAAACGAUGGCGGUAGACUUUCCAUGAUUGAUGUAUAUGAUGCAUGCACACGAGGCAUUGGUGAUAUUGCCAAGGUGGUGACUUCGUUGCGUUUUGAUAUGGUGAUCAUUCCUGCCAUCUUGCUACAACUUGGAUUGAUGGCAGUGGGUCCUGCAUCACAAGAAAUCCUUACGCAUGCCAAUAUUGAAACCUGUGACAAUCAAACUGGUAUCUACUAUUCCAAUGUUACGGGUGCUGAUCUUGCCAACCUUGCCUCAACGGGUGAUAUUGGAUCGCUUACGGGCUUAAAGCAAGACUACUUGGUGCGUACGGCGUUUUCACAAUCGGCCUUGGGUUUUAUGGCACAGCCAUUUUACGAGUGCAAGGUUGGAUCUUUGAACUGCACAUUUGAUGACAUUGAACUCUUUUCGACGACAUUUGAAUGCAAAGAAGGAUCACUCAAUACUGAGAUUGUCAACGUUGCCACCAACAAAGUCACCACGCUGGGCGAUUACUAUGGCUUUAACAAAACCGAUUCCAUCUUUGGCCCUAUGGUGGAUGUGCCUAGCACUUUUUAUGCAGGAUCCAUGCAGGGUCGUACCUAUUUUGAUCUCUACAAUCGCACGGACAACACCUCUUCCAUCAGCACUUAUGAUCCCUCAUUGCGACAAUUAUUCGGUGACCAAACGGUGGUCUUUGUCUUGAACGAAAAUGCCACUUUUGGUGUCUAUAUCGAAAACAAUGCUAUACCUCAAGUGCGCGAAUGUACGCUCCGCAGCAAUUACAACGUCUCAUCCCUUGUUCACAAGGCCGAUAAACUCAAAUUCUACAAGUCAGAGACACGACCUUUGAAUCUUGAUUACGAUUUAUUGUCCAACAACACGUAUUGGUCAUCUGAAUUAUGGCCGAAUCGUCUCCCACUCAAUGCCUAUGCCCUACAAUUGACGGUGAUGCGAUUUUUGUGUGACCAAAAGUCAUUCAAGAGAAUCAUUGGCGAUUGGUAUACUUAUAGCCAAAACCCCAACGACACCAAUCCUCUUGAGAGCUUUUUGAGACAAUCGCUACAAAAUGUUGAUUUAUCGCUUACGUUCUCGCUUCCUUAUAGCCCUAUCUUUUCCAUGAAGGGGCAACGGUGUUACAUCUCGGACAACGUGUACAUGAUCAACCCUGCAGCGUACUAUGCGGUCACCUUGUCAUUGCUGAUACCUCUGCUUUGGUGGGCCACCGUAUGGGUGAUCAGCUUACGCCACACAAACGGCGUGUCACGUGGCAACUCGCAAAUCGCCCUUUUGGUCACUGGAUUGACACAAUCGAUCCGACAGCAGUUUCAAGGCAUGUCACAUGCUGGUCAUAAUGAGCUUUUUGAAAAGGCAAAUGACAUCCAAGUCGUCUUUGGCGAAACAAGAACGGCUGAUGCUACUGCUGAAGGUCGUAUAGGUCAUGUUGCCUUUGGCGCGGUGGGCGAAAUUGAUCCCAUUCAUCGUUCACGACGUCGCAUGUCCAUGUAG